Physella acuta is the source of this 770-nucleotide messenger RNA. RefSeq names its product methylated-DNA--protein-cysteine methyltransferase. Lineage: Eukaryota; Metazoa; Mollusca; Gastropoda; Physidae. Gene Ontology annotation, biological process: DNA repair. The record is from RefSeq and is a predicted model, not a curated record. Gene Ontology annotation, molecular function: methylated-DNA-[protein]-cysteine S-methyltransferase activity. Gene Ontology annotation, cellular component: nucleoplasm.
AACAUGAAGAGUUGAACAUAAACAUGAUUUUGUACACAAAUGAUUACAUCACAAUUUAUUAAAAAAUUCACACACUGAUAAGAUUUUCCAAAACAAGAAACUGUUACAUUUAAAUUGGAGUAAAAUGCCAGUGGAAAAGAUGGAAAGCUGCCCUUUUGGUGGGAAAAUAUUUCAGCAUAUUGUUUCCUCUCCUAUCGGUGAUAUUGAAAUAAUUUCUUGUAAAAAUGGAUUGCAUUCUGUUUUCCAGUGUGAAGUCGAUGACAGUAAUUUCUCUCCUGAUAUAAAAAGGCCAAUUGUGAUUAAGUCAGAUCGAGAAGUGAAUCUAAAAGUUAAGGAUUUUGAUGCAGCUAACAGCUGUUAUUUAUGGUUGAAAGACUAUUUUACUCAAAAAAUUGCAAGCACAAAUAUCCCAAAGAUAUGUAAUUCUGUUAUGAAAUCAGAUACAUUUUCUGGCAAAGCAUUACAGCUGCUUCCUUCAUCUGCUCCAUUUGGCACCACCAUCACAUAUAAAGACUUAGCACAGCUGUGUGGCAAUGCCAAAGCCAGCAGAGCUGCAGGACAGGCUAUGUCCACAAACCCUAUUUCAUUGUUAAUUCCAUGCCAUCGAGUCAUCAGUUCUAAUGGAAAUCCAGGAAACUAUGCACAUGGGAAGAAAAACAAGAUCAAGUGCUGGCUUCUCAGUUUUGAAAAAACCACUUGAAAUUUGACCAUGAAAAUUCUAUUUUGUUGCUUAACAUUUUUAAAAAUGUAAUUAAAAAUAUACCUCACCA